AGGAAAGGAGAGUGAUGAGAGUUUUGAGUGUGACUUGGAGCAGUUGAGGAGUCUGAUCCAUAAACACACAAGUGUACGCGACAGAUGAGAAAGAUCUGAGAGUCAUGCUGGAGGGAAAGCAGGAGGAGGAGCGCAAACAAGAUCGCAAGAAACGACAGAAGAAAGAAAAAGAGAAGCUGUUCCAGAAGUAGCCAGAGGCAGAUACAGUUCUGUUUGGAGGUGUGAGCGGCUCAGGUAAACAGUUGUCAGUGGAUUAGUGGAGCAGAGGAAUCAAGACACGGCUCUGUGAAGAGUGACAUUAACACUGUCCACAGCACACCACUGAGACCAGCCGCACGCAGGAGACCCAGGAGAUAAGGGUGAAAUGUCCGGUCUGGAUGAGGUGACCUUUAAGAUCCAUCUUGGCUUUCUUGAGGAUGUUAAAGAGGAGGCUGAGCUCAUCACAGCUCCAGAAAUCGUUUUGCCUGACUACCUGAAGAUAUUACAGGAAACUGAGUAUGUCUUUAGCCUGGAGAACUGGGUUCUUAUGGGUCUCCAGGGCGGCUAUCCAACCCUCAAUCCCCGCUCUUCCUGUGAGCCUUCGGCCACCUGUCCUCCAUACUGGAUGAUGUUCAGCAGCCCUCAGGAGAGCAGGUUAGCCAGCCGCUGGAGCAGUGACUUUUGGGAGCCCAACCCUCGUCCCCGCAGCCGCAGCUUAAACGCGGCCCACUACCGCACGAUGAACGCUCGAGUCAAAUUCACUAUCUCUGACUCAGAAGAUGAAGAGUUUACAGAAGAGGAUGGUGCCGCUCUUCCUGGCGGUGAAGCACAGUCCAAGUGGGGUGGUAUGGGUUUGCCAAGACAGGGGCCAGGGUUGAAAGAUUUGCCUACUUGUGGAUCGUCAAACUUCCUCAAGCUGCCUUCACCUUGCAGCCUCGCCGCACAGCACCAGGAGACGUUGUCUUCCCACUGCAGGCAUAACUCACCCAGAAGAAACUUCAAUAGGAGUCAGAGCUCUGCUGGUCAUACUAGUGCAUCUCCCAACAACCUGCAGUCUGAAUGCAUUAACAACCCCACCCCUAAGGCCCAGGGUUCAUCCUCCUCCCCGGCGCCAUCACGGCCUCUCAAUUCCCACGCUGCCAUCCUGGACUCUUCAGUGGAGCUGCUCUCUGCUCUCAGCCCAGAGGAGAGGGAGCUGCUGGCGGCCGUGACCGAGCGGGGCUACCCUCUCCGUACGGCCAUCAUCGCCCUCCAGAAAACUGGCCAGCAGAGUCCAGAGCAGAUCUUGAGUUAUAUGGUGGCGUGUGAUCGGUUAUGUGAACUUGGCUACGAUGAAGCUCAGGUGGAAGAAGCACUUGAGAUGUUUCAGAACUGUGAGACUAAGGCCGAGGAGUUCCUUCACCUUCUUGCUCAGUUUCAUGAAAUGGGCUUCCAGCAGAACGCCAUUAAAGAGGUUCUUCUGGUGCAUGAGAACCACAGAGAGCGAGCACUGGAGGAGCUCAUGACCCGUGUGGCCUGAUCCAAUCCGUCUUAUGAUGCAGUGAAUUAGUUACGAUCAUGGUCUGAGCUGUUCACCGAGCUUGUAUAGCUGUUGCUUGUUUAUCAUAUUCUGCACUGUUUAUUCGUUGCACAUUCUAGACAUGUGUUGAGGCCUUGGGGAAAAGCACAAUUUGACAGUCGACACCAGAGAACGGCUCUGUAAUAAUACGGUUUUAUUGUGUUUUCCAUAGCAAUCAAACUUUUUGUUGCUUUAUUUAUUGAAAUGUAAACCACUGGUAUUUAUUAUGUUAAUUUUCUUCUUGGAAUUCAUACAAUUAUUAAGCUUUUUAAAAUGCAUUAUAAUUGUAAGUCCAUGAAUAUAUAUAU
Messenger RNA from Carassius carassius (crucian carp), 1845 nucleotides. RefSeq names its product ubiquitin-associated protein 1-like. Gene Ontology annotation, cellular component: ESCRT I complex. Lineage: Eukaryota; Metazoa; Chordata; Actinopteri; Cypriniformes; Cyprinidae. The transcript has 7 exons. Gene Ontology annotation, biological process: ubiquitin-dependent protein catabolic process via the multivesicular body sorting pathway. The record is from RefSeq and is a predicted model, not a curated record. Gene Ontology annotation, molecular function: ubiquitin binding. Bases 365 to 1498 code for a protein of 377 amino acids.